AUGCCGCAAACAGCAAGAAUUCCGACCGCUCUUUGGGAAGCUCAAAGGCCUCGCAUAACCGAGCUGUACGUCGGUCAAGACAAGACUCUUGACGAGGUUAUCCAGAUCAUGGCAGAAGCUGGCUUCCAUGCUACGAAGCCCCAAUACAUUCGCAAAGUUAACGUCAACUGGAAGCUGCAAAAGAAUUACACCAAAGAAAAAUGGCAGCAUGCAAGCGCUUUAGUCGAGAAGCGUCAGGCAGGGGGAAAGUUGACGAAACUCAGCAUUGAUGGCAAAUUCAUCUCGGAGAAAAGGCAGAAGAAAGAACUAAGAAGAUAUCACGUUCCGCAGGUCGAAGAAGAGUUCAUUAGUACUCACGCCUAUGGGGUGGUUGCUUGUACACCGCCAUCUUCGAGCUCCAGGGUCGUUCUCAUCAACGGCCUCCCCUGGCUGAAGUUUCGAGCAAGCUUCAACAAUCUAAUUGAGAGUCGAACACCACUUUUCAGUCCCAACCAACAAAAUGGGACACUUGAAUUCUGGGAAGUGACAAAUAAAUUGCUAUCCGGCGUCCAUACCACCGGGAAAAUGGGUACUGGAAGUCUGCCAUUGCCAGAGCCACCAAGGCCUGUCUCCGACGACCUUUCGAAACACUUUGACAUAAAAGGAGAGCGACUGUUUGAACUGGUCCCAAUGUUGGAGAAUCCUAUGGAGAUCCUCCAACAUCUAGAGCCCCCAUGGUUGCAAAUCUUCAACUCGUUGGUGUUUCUUUGCUCCAAUAAUUUGGUGGCAACCAAAAGCUCCGCCUACAAGCUUCUCCAGCUCGCCAUUUCGAGUGGCUUUCUUAUCGAGAUGAAGCAUCUAUUUACAAUGAGUGUACCGACUCUCGAAAUAUUUGCAAGACACCUUUUGUUUGUGGCGCUCGGAGUUCCAGGAAACAAAGGGAUAGAGUUCCUGCAUUUCUUACUCGAGUCUGGGGUCAGCCCUGGCAGCACUGAUCCGAAUGAAAACGGAUUUUCUGCGCUCCAAACAGCCGUACAAGAAAAGAACCGGGACGCCGUCCAACUCCUUCUCGAUUUUGGGGCGGAUCCAAAUGGAAAAGUUGAAUGCACCAAAGAUAACACGCCCGAGAACCCUCUCAAUUGCGCCUUGAAUUGGGGUGGUGAUAUAGAAAUCGCAAAAAUGUUAAUUGAAUCAGGAGCGAAUAUGAAUUCUGGACUCGAGAAGCCUUUGAUCCAAGCGGUCAGAAAUGGGGACUUGGUCCUCGUAAAACUCAUGUUGGAAGUUGGAGCAGACCUGAAGAUGCUACCAGCAAAAGGUCUUUCAGUGUUAUACUUCGCGAUCAACAAGCACGAAUUGAGUCUGGUCAACAUAUUGAUUGAAGCCGGAGUAAACCCGAACUUAUUGAUCGACGAACUUCAAGAUGGGGAUUUCGCAUUUCUGAAACAUGAGUUGGACAUGUUUGUUACUCCUCUCCAUUACGCAGUACUUGCAGGCGAUAUUGGCAUUGUCAAGCGCCUGGUCCAGGGCGGCGCAGUCCUAGACAUAUUCAUCGAUCCAGAAAUGCUGGACGAGACGGAAAGAACUCUGCGUUCAAAGAAAAUAUCAACUCCUCUUCAGAUCUCAAUUCAGGAGCGCGAGCAUGAAAUCACCAAAAUCUUCCUGGAUGCAGGCGCAAGCGUUGACUUCCGACAUCCAGCCACUGGGACAGCAUUGCAGUUAGUAUGCAGUUGGCCAAUGGCGGAAGGGGAGAAGAUAGAGUUGGCCAAAGUGUUGUUGGCAAAAGGGGCAGACAUCAACUCUCUGCCUGGAGAAGAUGCGGGGAGAACAGCGAUGCAGGCUGCAGCUGAAUCUGGAGAUCGUGAUCUCCUAGAGCUACUUUUGCGUGAAGGAGGCGAUCUCUUUGCUUCUGCCGCUAGAGAAUAUGGGUUGACAGUUUUUCAUGCCGCAUUGAGGUCGCGCUCUGCUGAUCUUGUGGCUUAUGUCUUCGAGGAAUUGUGGAGUUCCUGUAGCCGUUUCGACCUUCUUGAUGGAAUAAACUACCUCGAGGAGGCAGUGUCUACUGGAAACUUACAACUUCUAGAAACAGUAUUGAAGUUCUGGAAUCGGCAUGGUCUACGUUGGCCAACAGAAUUCAUUUCAUCUGCCCUCAAAACCGCCGUUCGCAGUGGUUUCAUCUGUCAUAUUCUUGGUCCCGACGCUGAGUCGUUUACCAUCCGUUUAUUCACCUUCCCCGAAGAGGAGAUCGAUUCUCUAAUCUGUGAUUCGAUAUGGAAUGUCGGGACAGCCAAUAUGAGAACAUGGAUAUCUGAUAGUGGUAGAGCAUCUUCGUCAUGGUGCCGCGAUAUGAGAGUAUUCGACUUGUUAAUGCAGCAUUUUAUCAAGCCCAACCUCGACUUUACCCAGCCUGGAUAUCCGACACCUCUCUGGCUAGCGAUGCACCAAGGGGAGUAUUAUAUGGCCGAAAGUUUACUCGAUGCUGGUGCCAGCCCCAACAAACCCUCACUGGUAGUAUGCCGCAAUGCGCACCAAGAAUGCUAUUAUGAUACCGGACCCGAAAUGCCAUUGAAGCAGGCGAUAUGCCGAUACGAUAACAGAUUCAUAGAAUUACUCACUGUAAAAGGAGCAAACAUACAUUGUUUGAUAGGUGGAAGUUUAACGCCGCUUCUCGUUUCCCUCGAGAGGGGAAACGAAGAUGCUGCCAGUUUUCUUCUCUCCAAAGGAGCAGAUCCAAAUGUGGUCGAUAUAUCCGGUAGAUUUACUGCUCUUGGGCUUGCUUUCGAAAAGGGUUUCUCGCUCCCCACCGUCCAGUUACUUGUUCAACGUGGUGCAGAUGUUAACAGGCCUUCCAUAUGGGCUACGCCACUUGAACAAGCCGUACAAGGAGACUUUCGGCAAAAUGAUCUUUUCGAGAGAUGUCGAAUACUUCUGGCAGCAGGCUCCGACUUCAAUGCUUCUACCGGAAGCACUGCAAUCCAAAUAGCAGUCUCCAGAAAUAGACUGGAGCUGGCUAAGCUCCUGAUUGAUGCAGGCGCAGAUGUCAAUGCCUCAAUGACUGGAUCGACAGCACUUCAAUUGGCGGUUCAUAAAAAUGACACAGAUUUGGCAAAACUUCUUGUCGAAGCUGGUGCCAACCUGAAUACUUCCUCGGUUCGAGCCAGUGCACUUCAAUUGGCUGUCAGCAAUCAUAACCUGGAACUGGUCGUACUCUUUCUUGCAGAAGGCGCCGAUGUUAAUGACUCGACGUCCGGGGAGACUGUGCUCCAGAGAGCGGCCAAUCUAGGGAACUUGGAAACGGUUAAGCAUCUCGUUGACCGAGGUGCCGAUGUUGGCGCAAAAGUCCCUGGCAAUUCCGCAACAGCUCUUCAGCACGCCGCAAUGCAUGGUAGCGUUGAGAUCGUUAAGUAUCUUGUUGAACAUGGAGCUUCGGUCAACGAAGAAGCUAGUCCUUUCUACAAAGCCACAGCACUCGGGCUUGCAGUUGCGAACAAUCAUACUCAGACAGCCAUGUAUCUCAUCGAAAGCGGCUCGUCCGUCGACGCAAAUCUAUCCCCUCCUGUGACGACAAUCCUUCAACUCGCCGCAAAACAUGGGAACCUCGAGAUCGCUACUUGUCUAGUUGAGAAUGGAGCGACAGUAAAUGCAGCACCCGCGACUGUAGGAGGGGCAACUGCUCUUCAAUAUGCAGCAAUCACUGGUAACAUCAACAUGGCUGUUUUCCUUAUCGAACAUGGGGCUCAUGUCAGCGCCAAAGGAGCAGAGGUUGGUGGAAGAACUGCACUUGAAGGAGCGGCAGAGCAUGGCCGACUUGAUAUGAUUUCCCUUCUAUUGGAUAACGACGAGGAACCUGACACAAUUGACGCAAGGUGUCACAAUGCAGCAGAAUUUGCGGAGCUUGAACACCAUGACGUGAUUGCUAGGAUAUUGAGAAACUAUAGGAGGCCAUGA
Molecule: messenger RNA, 3924 nt
Organism: Fusarium mangiferae
Lineage: Eukaryota; Fungi; Ascomycota; Sordariomycetes; Hypocreales; Nectriaceae
Exons: 4
Coding region: 1-3924 (1307 amino acids)
Molecular function (GO): protein binding
Source: RefSeq, a predicted model, not a curated record